Sitophilus oryzae (rice weevil) is the source of this 999-nucleotide messenger RNA. Its product is annotated as pair-rule protein odd-paired-like. The coding region runs from base 5 to 808 and encodes 267 amino acids. NCBI's taxonomy places the organism in Eukaryota, Metazoa, Arthropoda, Insecta, Coleoptera, Curculionidae. The record is from RefSeq and is a predicted model, not a curated record. The transcript is spliced from 5 exons.
UUUUAUGGAAAAGUCUCAUCUAGUCAGACACGAGAGAAUUCAUUUGGAAGAGAAACCUUUCAAAUGUUCUAGCUGUGAUUACGCCAGUUCCAGAAGGGAUAAGUUGAAAGAGCAUUUUACCAGGCAUCAUGGAGAAAAUGCUUCAGCAAAGGUACCAUAUAAGGCUAGACCUUUAAGAAAUGGAUCUAGUUCAUCUUCAUCAUCCAGGCCUAAGUCACAGUCAGGUCCAGAGAGUGGUCCAGCCGCCACUUCAAAUUCCAACUCGACAAACAACAACCCAGUUAACUUUUCCCAAUCCAGUUCCGGAACUACGACCACAUCUAGCAACGUAAACCAACCAAUGGGCGGUCCAGAAAUUCAAGAGUUGCUAAUGCAUCAUCAAAAUCAUCCCACCCCAGCUGCUAUAAACGCAGCUGCUUACCCGCACCAUUUCGCGGAGCACGCCGCUGACUUUCAUCACGCCCAUACCCACGCCCACAACAUUCAUAACCAAUUGCUGGCCUCGUCGGCGGCCGCAGCCGCGGCUACGCAUACUCCCCGGGCUGGCGGGAGUUCGACAGGGCAUAACAAUAGUCACGUGAUGCUGGCCAGGUCCAAUCAUUCCACUGCUACGUCUACGGCGGCCGCAGUAGCGGCGGCAAUGAUGUUGGAUCCUCGUUUUCAUCACAACACUGCGGCCCCUUACCACCCCUCUACUACCCCAGUUUCUAUGGCAAUGGCGGCCGUACAGUCCUCUCAACAAAUCCAAGCGUCCGGCCCUGCCGGGGAGUACCCGCCGAGUUUGCAGAACUGUAUGACAUUAUUUUAAUACUUCGCCUAGAUAUAUCUGUCGAUGGAAAACGUCUGUUAUAUGUUUCAUCAAUUUGAACAUAAUUCCUAUUAUAACCACUUGUAAUGCAGUACCUUGAAUCGUCUAAUCUGUAAUUUUUCAAACGUUGUAAAAUUUGGAUUUGUGAAAAUUAGAUUUUAGGGUAAAUACAGGAAAUAAACUGUUUGAUA